CCACUCGGUCCCUUUGGGUCGCCUCCAGGAACUGAGGGGCCUGCUCUCGUCCCUGGGGCUCGAGUGUCAGGCUGUGGGGAGGGAUCAGGGCUGCCCGACGACCGGGCCCAGGGCAUUCGUCCUGCCCGGGCCGGGUCCCGGGGGCAGCCCCCUGCGCGUGGCUGUCUAAGCAAAUGCCUGCGCCCACGCCGCGCCCACAACAUGCUUCCCUCUCUUUCCCUACCCCUGCCAGACUUGUGAACGCGACCCAGAGGGAGCCGGCCUGGACCACAUUGGGCCGAGACUCGAGGGGCAGGAGCGGCAGUCCGACACGUCUACUGGGAAACACGUUGCACUGAAACCGAGGGAAAGGAGUGAUCAAGGAAGCGAAGCCAGGCCUCCAGGCACCCCGGAGGGAGUUCAAUGUACGGGCUAGAGGCGAGGGAGGUGGCCCAGGAGGGCAAGGGGGGAAGUAGCGGAGCCCGGUAAAGAAAGCGCGCGGCCGCGACCCGGAGCGGUUUAAAACGAAGGCAGAGCAACGCUCCCAGGAGCCUCAGCCAGAGGUUACUUCCCGAGCCGGGCGGGGCCGGGGAAACUGACACCUGCCGGGCCCUUGCAGGGAGGGGCGCUCUGCGCAGGCGGGCUGGCCGGCGGCCCCACGGACGGCCGGAACUCGCUUUUCGCGGAGCCUAGUUUCCGGCGGUUCCCUUCCGGCAGCCGGCGUCGCCAUGGCGCUGCCGGCAGCGCUGCUGCUGGCUCCCUUGGCAGGCCUUGGGCUGUGGUUGCUCUGGGCCUGGGCCUGGAGCUGCUCGGGGCGGACGCGGGGCGUGAGCGGGGAGCCGGGGCAGGUGGGGUCCGGGAGCAGGGCCCUGCUGGUGAUCGCGCACCCGGACGAUGAGGCCAUGUUCUUUGCCCCCACACUCCUGGGCCUGACCCGGCUGAGGUACCGGGUCUCCCUGCUCUGCUUCUCCGCAGGCAAUUACUACAAUCAAGGGGCGGUUCGUAAGAGAGAACUUGUGCAGAGCUGUGAUGUAUUGGGGAUUCCACCCUCCAGUGUAACAAUUAUUGACCACAGACAUCUCCCGGAUGACCCGAAAGUACAGUGGAACACAGAGCUCGUGGCUAACCUUCUACUGAAGCACAUCAAGGCCAACAACAUUGAUCUGGUGGUGACAUUUGACACGGGUGGGGUCAGCGGUCAUGCCAACCACAUCGCCCUUUACUCUGCAAUAAGGUUCCUGCAUUCCACAGGCAAACUACCCGAAGGGUGCUCAGUCCUUACGUUGGAGUCUGUGAAUAUACUGCGGAAAUACAUGUCCAUAUUGGAUUUGCUUUUCACCUGGUCACAAACCCAAGAUGUCCUCUUUGUGCUAACCCAGAAAGAAGGAGAGCAGGCCAAGAAGGCCAUGCUCUGUCACAAGAGUCAGCUCCUCUGGUACCGGUACCUGUACAUCACAUUCUCCCGCUUUAUGAUCAUCAACUCGCUGAACUUCCUCUAACACUGCAGAGAGCCUGGAGCACCGAGGAACAAAGGCAGAGCAUUCCAAGACAGGGCUCUCUCAAGCCCUGACCCCGACCUAGCUCCGGAAGCCUGGGGGUCCAUCUACACCUGGGUCAGUCUACAACUGUUCGUUUCCCAAGGUAAAAGAAGGACUCCAGGAAGUAGACAGCAGAGGUCAUCCCCACUGAGCUGUCGUAGGCAAUAAGCAUCUGCCCUUCUCCACGCAGCCUGGGACUGACUGUACCAAAAAGCCUGAAUCAAUGGAGAACUGGACAGACCUGAGCCCUUCAGCUCAGUGAUCUUCUAUGAUCCGAGGCCUGAUAAUACGGGAGGGAACGGACAAAGGGCCAGUCAAGUGAGGGGCCGAGGGCUGGUUCCUUUUCUUUCUCCAGUAAAGCUUUGAUAUU
Messenger RNA from Trichosurus vulpecula (common brushtail), 1887 nucleotides. It is a transcript of the gene PIGL, whose product is annotated as phosphatidylinositol glycan anchor biosynthesis class L. Lineage: Eukaryota; Metazoa; Chordata; Mammalia; Diprotodontia; Phalangeridae. The record is from RefSeq and is a predicted model, not a curated record. Gene Ontology annotation, cellular component: endoplasmic reticulum. The coding region runs from base 708 to 1478 and encodes 256 amino acids. Gene Ontology annotation, biological process: GPI anchor biosynthetic process. The transcript has 7 exons. Gene Ontology annotation, molecular function: N-acetylglucosaminylphosphatidylinositol deacetylase activity.